AUGCAAGCCGCCGCAUUUUACGAUGAGGUGUAUCGCGACGACGUCGUCUUGUGCAACGGAGUCCAGCAGAAUCUGAACAGAGGAGUGUACGUGGACGGUCCGCUGCAUUCCAAGAGAGAGUCCGCCGUCAUUCACCUCAAGAAGCUGAUAUCCAAGGACUUGCAGGCUCACAUGGAGGAGGAGACUAGGCAGGGACCGAGAUCCGGCCUGCGCAGCCUUUUCACCACCACCACCAUGACGAACGAGCCCCGCCCCGGCAAGGAGUCGCGCCUGCGCGAGAAGAAGCGCAAGACCAGAGCCGCCCAAGCCAUCAAAAAUGGCGACUCUCCUCCCCCUCCCCCUCUUCCUCCUUCCUCUUCGGUCGCGGCCGGCGUCUCCCCCGACCUCACCAGAUCCGAGCGCAUCACGGCCACGAACCACGUGCGCCGGAUCACGCGCAAGCAGCUCAACGACCUCGAGACCAAGACCAACGCCGAGACCACCGCCAUGAACCACCACAUCGAGAAGGCCACCAGGGAGAACAGGGAUUGGCGCCACCGCGUCGAGAUGGCCAACGCGAGCUUCCGCCAGACGCAGCAGGAGAGCAUGCGGUGCACCGAGCGCAAUGUGCAGAACAUCGCCCGCGGCCACAACCAGCUCCGGGAGCACGUGCUGCGCGAGGGACGACAGGCGAGUACCAGGGCGGAGAUCAUCGAGACCAAGAUGGAGCUUGCAGCUGAGGACGUGGAUGAGCUGCGCGAGGAGAACCAAGCCCUCCGCGCGAAGAACGAUGAGUUGGAGGUCCGCCUCUCCUACCUGGAGGACCUGUUGAAGAAGAAAUGA
This is a messenger RNA of Colletotrichum karsti, 822 nucleotides long. RefSeq lists its product as uncharacterized. NCBI's taxonomy places the organism in Eukaryota, Fungi, Ascomycota, Sordariomycetes, Glomerellales, Glomerellaceae. The transcript has 3 exons. The coding region runs from base 1 to 822 and encodes 273 amino acids. The record is from RefSeq and is a predicted model, not a curated record.